Molecule: messenger RNA, 905 nt
Organism: Apaloderma vittatum (bar-tailed trogon)
Lineage: Eukaryota; Metazoa; Chordata; Aves; Trogoniformes; Trogonidae
Gene: LFNG
Product: LFNG O-fucosylpeptide 3-beta-N-acetylglucosaminyltransferase
Exons: 7
Biological process (GO): regulation of Notch signaling pathway
Cellular component (GO): membrane
Molecular function (GO): O-fucosylpeptide 3-beta-N-acetylglucosaminyltransferase activity
Source: RefSeq, a predicted model, not a curated record
ACCUUCAUCUUCACAGAUGGGGAGGAUGAGGAGCUGAAGAAGCAAGCACGAAAUGUCAUCAACACCAACUGCUCGGCUGCCCACAGCCGCCAGGCCCUGUCCUGCAAGAUGGCCGUGGAGUACGACAAGUUCAUCGAGUCUGGCAGAAAGUGGUUCUGCCACGUGGACGAUGACAACUAUGUGAAUGUUCGGACACUGGUGAAGCUGCUCUCCAGCUACCCCCACACGCAGGACAUCUACAUUGGGAAGCCCAGUCUGGACCGGCCCAUCCAGGCCACGGAGAGGAUCAGCGAGAACAAGAUGCACCCUGUGCAUUUCUGGUUUGCCACGGGCGGAGCAGGGUUUUGUAUCAGCCGGGGGCUGGCGCUGAAGAUGAGCCCGUGGGCCAGCGGGGGCCACUUCAUGAGCACCGCAGAGAAGAUCCGCCUGCCUGACGACUGCACCAUCGGCUACAUCAUCGAGUCUGUGCUGGGGGUGAAGCUCAUCCGGAGCAACCUCUUCCACUCACACCUGGAGAACCUCCACCAGGUGCCCAAGACGGAGAUCCACAAACAGGUGACGCUAAGCUACGGCAUGUUCGAGAACAAGCGCAACUCCAUCCACAUGAAGGGAGCCUUCUCCGUCGAGGAGGACCCAUCCAGGUUUCGCUCCGUGCACUGCCUGCUGUACCCCGACACGCCAUGGUGCCCUGCCAAUGUGGUUUACUAGGAGGCGUGUCCCCUCCAACCUCGUCCCGAGUUUCCCCGGUAUCCGACGGGUGUGCGGGACCUGCGUGCGGGUGUGUCAGUCUGGCCUCGCCGCGAGGCGGACGGACGGACGUCGUUGCUGUGGUAUUGCACAGUGUGUGUACUGAAGGCUGCUGUGCGGCCCCUUGUCUCCUUGUCCCCUGCCCCGCUGCCCGUGCC